Messenger RNA from Neomonachus schauinslandi (Hawaiian monk seal), 2225 nucleotides. RefSeq names its product serpin family F member 2 (gene SERPINF2). The record is from RefSeq and is a predicted model, not a curated record. The transcript has 11 exons. Gene Ontology annotation, molecular function: serine-type endopeptidase inhibitor activity. Bases 474 to 1949 code for a protein of 491 amino acids. Lineage: Eukaryota; Metazoa; Chordata; Mammalia; Carnivora; Phocidae. Gene Ontology annotation, biological process: negative regulation of endopeptidase activity; negative regulation of fibrinolysis.
CCACAGGGGCUCCAGGUGGCUGUCUCAGGAUUAGAUACCCUGGUGGGAAUGGGGCUUCCGGCCCCAAUAUCAAUGUUUAACCGGAUGUGCAGGUCAAUAUUUACCAGAAGAGAAAGCAAUCUGAACAGGGGUUGGCUGAGAGCAAAGGUCCUGGUGGGAGGGGAGGGCUCAGCUGGGCUGGCUGGAGCCUGAGCAAAGUGUGGGGAGUACCCAAGUGGGGCCAGAGGGACACUGUGUGCAGCAGCGAGGAGCCUGCAGAGUCCGGCUUCCCGGAGCCGACCUGGACAGAGUGGGGGGCAAGGCCUGUGUUUCCCGUAAGUCCAAAGGUGGCUCCAUCCAGAGCCAUUCACUGGGCUCCGUGGCUGGGUCAACAACGCGGCUCUCCAGCCCACCCCACCAACCCUGCUGAGACUUCAGAGACUCACAGGCCUGUCCACCCUUGUGGUCAAGACCAGACCAGCCAGAAAAGGAACAUGGUGCUGCUCCGGGGGCUCCUGGUGCUCAGCUUGUCCUGCCUGCAGGGUCCCGGCUUGCUGUUGUCUCCUGCCAGCGCCAUGGAGCCCUUGGACCAGCAGCUCAGGAGCGGGCAGACCCAGGAGAAGCUGCCGCCGCUUACCCUCCUCAAGUUGGGCAACCAGGAGGCCCGUGGCCAUACUGUCCUGAAGAAGUCCCCAAGAGACUGCAAGGGGGCCCCAACCCCGGAGCAGACCCGCAGGUUGGCCCAGGCUAUGAUGGCCUUCACCACAGACCUGUUCUCCCUGGUGGCCCAAAGGUCCACCAGCCCCAACCUCAUCCUGUCGCCUCUGAGCGUGGCCCUGGCACUGUCUCACCUGGCACUAGGUGCUCAGAACCAGACGCUGCGGAGGUUAGAGCAGGUGCUGCAUGCAGACUCAGGGCUCUGCCUGCCCCACCUGCUGAGCCGCCUCUGCCAGGACCUGGGCCCUGGGGCAUUCCGAUUGGCUGCCAGAAUGUACCUGCAGAAAGGAUUUCCCAUCAAAGAGGACUUCCUGGAACAAUCAGAACAGCUCUUUGGUGCAAAGCCCAUGAGCCUGACGGGAAGGAAAGGGGAUGAUCUGCUGAACAUCAACCAGUGGGUGAAGGAGGCUACAGAAGGGAAGAUUGAGGAUUUCCUCUCCGAGCUGCCAGAUGACACAGUGUUGCUUCUGCUCAAUGCCAUCCACUUCCAGGGUUUCUGGAGGAGCAAGUUUGAUCCAAGCCUCACCCAGCGAGACAGUUUCCACCUGAAUGAGCAGUUCACGGUGCCAGUGGACAUGAUGCACGCCCGCACGUACCCCCUGCGCUGGUUCCUGCUGGAGCAGCCUGAGAUACAGGUGGCUCAUUUCCCCUUCAAUAACAACAUGAGCUUUGUGGUCAUGAUGCCCACCCACUUUGAGUGGAAUGUGUCCCGGGUGCUGGCCAACGUGAGCUGGGACAUCCUGCACCAGCCCUCGCUUCGAGAGAAACCCACCAAGGUCCGGCUGCCCAGGCUGCAUCUCAACUACCAGUUGGACCUGGUGGCCACCCUCAGCCGGCUGGGCCUGCAGGAACUGUUCCAGGCCCCAGACCUGCGUGGGAUCUCUGACCAGAGCCUGGUGGUCUCCAGCGUGCAGCAUCAGUCCACACUGGAGCUCAGUGAGGCCGGUGUGGAGGCGGCUGGUGCGACCGGCACGGCCAUGUCCCGCAUGUCCCUCUCCUCCUUCAGCGUGAACCGCCCCUUUCUCUUCUUCAUCCUCGAGGACACAACAAGCCUGCCCCUCUUCGUGGGCAGCGUGAGGAACCCUAACCCCAGUGCGCAGUGGGAGCGCAAGGCGCAGCAGGAUUCCCCGGCUGACAGGGGCUCCUUCCAGAACCUGAAAGCCUUCCCCCGUGGAGACAAGCCCUUCGGCCCUGACUUGAAACUCGCGCCCCCCUCAGAGGAGGAUUACCCCCAACUUAAUAGCCCCAAGUGAGAGGCCAGCGGCCAGCAUCCCGAGUCCCUGCCUGCAACAACCUCUCCACUCCUGGGACUCUUUCCAGAUGGCUUUGUGGGAUUAGGGCCGGGGCCUGGGUGGGCAGUCUGGGAGCGAGAGGGAGCCAUCCUCUCCCGUCCCCUCUCCGGGGGAGCUUGGGGUGCGUGGGGCCGGGACGAGGGCGGGCCUUGGGGAACCAUGGGCCUUGAUCCCACAUCAUUUCUUGCCAAGAGGCUCGGAGGCCGUCCUUGUUUGGGGCUUGGGCAGAGGGGCAGC